AUGUCUGAAAGUAACCUAAAUUCGUUUAUCCCCGUCACAGCUGUCGCUAAAAAAAUUGCGACCUCAAAGCUUGCCCAAGAAACACAAAGACUUUUCUUUCACCAGCUUCAGAGCCAAAAAGAGAGCAAGGAUGCUUUUGCAGACUAUGUCGUGGUAAUUCGUACGAAGGCGUUCGGCAAGUUGCCCGCUGCCGAGAAGGAAGUGUACAAGGUAAAACUUGAGGAUACCUGCAGGAAGAUACUGACAAGGCUAAACCUUGCUGGACUCAAAUAUGAGGCGCGACGCGGCGCCGCAGACUUGAUUUUUAUAUUCGUCUUAUGUCCCGCGGAAAGAUUAAAGGAAGAACUCGAUAGAUCUAGAGUCCAUGAUUGGCUUGUCGGAGUUCGUAUUCGAGACAUCGAUGAUGACUCUUCGGGAAGCUAUUUGGCGUUGACUGACGCAGAGAGGCUACGCCUUGUGCACGAUAUUAUCACCAAUUCUCGCCAAGAUAACGGUGCGGGAAUUAAUCCUGGCUUGGAAGACUUUGAACUUGUAGAAAGCCUCCUCCCUCUUCAUGAUCAUAAUUAUAACGAGAGAGGAAUGCAAGGUUGCCAGUCACAUAACUGGCGAAUUGAUUCCAUACUUCCCACCAUGGAAGCGCUGGGUGAGGAGAGCUAUUGCGGCACCUGUAAUACUCCUGUUCAGCUUAACUCUGUCAUCUACCUCCCAACAAUUGUAUACUGCGCUUUGGUUCCAGCGCUAAAUAUAUUUUACAUACAAAUCGCGAAAAAGUUAAAUGAAUACGAAAAUUACGAAACCGAAUCAUCUUACGAGUUCAACCUCACGCAAAAAAUUUUUGUGGCCAACUUUUUAAUCGGAAAUCUCUCGAUCUUUUUCAUCGGCUGGAUUUACAUUCCAUUUAACGAAGAUAUUGGUUAUUUCUUCCAAAGCCUUUUCGAAUUGUUUGGAUUAUCGCUCACCAUAAAAAGCGUUGGUCCGGAACGACUCGUUACCGAGUUAAAAUAUUUCAUAUUGACAGCUCAAGUGAUCAGUCUCUUCACGGAAGUGAUAUUACCGUACCUGCUAAGAUUUGGCUCUUUAGGAAUGAAUAAGAUAAAGAAGGAAGCGAAUAAUGAUGGCGGGAAAGACGAAGACGAGUCCGCCUUCCUGAAGAGAGUGAUGAGGGAGGUGAACCUACCAGUUUAUGACGUGUAUGAGGACUACGUGGAAAUGGUAUCACAGUAUGGAUAUGUAAGUCUAUUUUCGGUGAUAUGGCCGUUGACGCCAGUAUUCGCGUUUAUAAACAAUCUGAUCGAACUGCGUUCCGACGCUAUCAAACUGUGUGUGCAUACGAGGAGACCGAUUCCCUCCAGAGCCGAUAGUAUAGGACCGUGGCUUGAUAACCUGGCGUUUAUAACAUGGCUUUCAUCGAUUACAAACCCUUCAAUCAUUUACCUAUACCAUUCAGAUACAAAGGGUUUUACGUCCACUUCGGGUGUGAUAUUUACCGUUGUUCUGGUUUGGUUCUCUGAGCACAUCUUCGAUGCCGUUCGCUAUAUUGUACAGCAGAUGCUUAGGGCCUUCCCAUCAGAAGCCGACGAUCUAGUGCAGAGAGAGGAGUACGAGUUAAAGAAACGCUGGCUUGAAAAAGCGGGAGUGUCUACCAUGUUACCACCGGAUCACGAGUUGCAGGAAAAGAAAGAGGGGAACGGCAAGUGGUUCCGGAACGAAGAUCUUGAGGAGGUGUUGAGGGAAAUUUUACAAGAGUUCAAAGAAGAGUGA
Molecule: messenger RNA, 1761 nt
Organism: Acaulospora colombiana
Lineage: Eukaryota; Fungi; Glomeromycota; Glomeromycetes; Diversisporales; Acaulosporaceae
Source: the annotation of a GenBank genome assembly